Molecule: messenger RNA, 1653 nt
Organism: Lycium barbarum (goji berry)
Lineage: Eukaryota; Viridiplantae; Streptophyta; Magnoliopsida; Solanales; Solanaceae
Exons: 2
Coding region: 1-1653 (550 amino acids)
Source: RefSeq, a predicted model, not a curated record
AUGGUUAAUAAAUACAAGGUUGACAUGGUGGCUAUUUCAGAACCUAUGGUGAAUAAGAACAAAGUAGAGGGUUAUAAAAGAUACUUGGGAUUCAACCAUUGUAUCACCAAUCCUAAUGGUAAAAUAUGGUGUUUUUGGAGGGAUAAUGGCAUUGUCACCACCAUUAAGAAUCAUGACCAGUUGAUCACUAUGAAAAUUCAAGAAAAUACUUCUAGUCUAGACUUCUAUGUCACUGCUGUCUAUGCUAAAUGCAAAGCAGCAGAAAGAUUGGAAUUAUGGAGCAGUCUAGAGGACUUGAAUAACUAUAUCACAAGCCCAUGGUGCAUUGGGGGAGAUUUUAAUAUCAUCCUCUAUCCAGAGGAAAAGCUUGGGGGCAGACCUCAUAGAAACUCUAAGAGCUUUGCUUUUACUGAGUGCAUGGACUCUUGUGGCAUGGCUAAUUUGGGGUAUAUAGGUUCCAAAUAUACCUGGUGUAAUAAUAGGAGGCCAUGCAAGAGAAUUUGGAAAAGACUUGAUAGGAUUUUUAUCAAUGAUCUUUGGGCACAGAAAUACAAUUGUAACAGUGCUGACUUUAAAACUAUUGUUGCUGAGGAAUGGAAUUGCUUUAUUGAGGGCAACCCUAUGUGGAGACUUCAACAGAAGCUGAAAAAUCUUGGUAGGAGAUUGUCUAAAUGGUCUAGAGAAGAAAUAGGUGAUGUGCAUGAAAACACUGAUGAUUGGGAGGCCAAAAUGCAGUUUUUAGAGGAGAUGGACUUGGCUGCAAGGUCUGAAAAUAGUAGAGAGGAUCUUAAUAGAGGUCAUGCUGAAUAUGUUUGCUGGCUUAAUAAACAAGACAACAUGUUGAAACAAAAGUCUCAUAUUAGAUGGUUUGAAGAUGGGGAUAGCAACACCAAGUACUUUCAUGCUGCCAUUAGAGAAAGAAGAAGAAAAUUGAAUAUUCAAAGAAUCAUGAAUAAGAAAGGAAACUGGAUUUCUGGAGAAGACAGAAUUGCUAGAAAUGCUGUUAACCACUUUGAGAAGAUUUUUAAUUUAAAGAAGGCCAUUGUAGACCCUCAAAUUUUGAAUUGCAUCCCGGAGUGUAUCAGUGAUGAAGAUAACAGUUUUUUGAUUAAAUGUCCUGAAGAAGAUGAAAUUAAGGAGACUGUUUUUAACAUGAGCACUGACAGUGCUGCUGGGCCUGAUGGAUAUACUGGAAAAUUCAACCAUUGCUGUUGGGAUAUAAUCAAGAGGGAAGUGGUAGAAUUUUUUCAGUUUUUCUUCAUGAAAGGAAAAAUGACCAAAUUCUUUUCACAUACCCUUCUUGUGCUAAUCCCUAAAGUAGAAAGCCCUAGUAAUUUUACAGAGUUCAGACCUAUAAGUCUCAGUAAUUUCUCGAGCAAGAUUAUCACCAAGCUCAUUUCCAGGAGAUUGAAUCCUUUACUGCCCCUUAUGAUCUCUGAAAAUCAAAGUGGCUUCUUGAAAGGAAGACUGAUAACAGAAAAUGUCCAGUUAACUCAAGAGAUUGUGCAAAAUAUCAAGUGUAAGAACAAAGGGGGUAAUGUGGUGAUCAAGCUGGAUAUGGCAAAAGCUUAUGACGGAAUGUCUUGGUCCUUCAUCAAAGCAGUGCUCAAUAAUCAAUGUCUUGGUCCUUCUCGGAUGUUGUUACCAAUAUGA